CUAAGCUUUUACUACAAUCAUUAGUAAAUACCAUAAUUUUACACUUUUAGUAAAGUUUGAAUACGUUCAAAGGAGGAGCCAUUCGUGGUUUUUUUUUCAGAUUCAGAUAAAUAUAUUAAAGUAAGUGCUUUGAUAAGAAAAAACUUACACAAUGUCGGAGCGAAAAGUAUUAAACAAAUACUAUCCCCCGGAUUUCGAUCCGUCAAAGAUUCCACGAGCAAAAUUGCCAAAAAAUCGCCAAUACACAGUACGUCUGAUGGCUCCAUUCAAUAUGAGAUGCAGUACUUGUGGAGAGUACAUCUACAAAGGUAAAAAGUUCAAUGCCAGAAAGGAGGAUGUAGAAGGGCAGAGUUAUCUUGGUAUCAGGAUAUACCGAUUCUACAUAAAAUGCACCAGAUGUUUACAAGAAAUAUCAUUUAAAACUGACCCACAAAACACAGACUACGAGAUUGAAGCAGGUGCAACAAGGAACUUCAUGGCACUAAAGCUAGCUGAGGAACAAGCUAAAAGGGAAGAAGAUGAAGAGAAAGAGGAAGAAGCCACAAAUCCUAUGAAAUUACUUGAAAAAAGAACACAGCAGUCAAAACAAGAGCUGGAACUGCUGGAGUCGUUGGAAGAGUUGAAAGAUUUAAAUAGAAGACAACAAACAAUAGAUUAUGACCAAAUGUUACAAAAGUAUGAUACAACAGCAGCUAGACUAAGGACAGAAAAAGAACAAGAAGAAUUGGAUGAAUUAGAAGUUCAGGAGAUUUUCAAAAAGAAGAGGAAAUUAGUGGGAAAAGUUGUAGAGGAAGAAACUAUAGAAAUAGAAGAAAGCGAAGACAUUGAACUGGUACCAAAAGUGAAAAGGAUAACAGCGCCACCCACAAAAACAUCCUCAACAAGUUUAGCUAACAAAAAAAAAGGCUUUGGCAUAGUCAUCAAGCCAUCAAGUAAAUCUAUUUCUAGUAGUACAUCUAAUGUAAUUAUUAAGACACAAAGUAGCAGUACAAACGAGUCGAAUAAUAUGAAUAACCAAUCUAGCAAUAAUGUACAAAAUGAGUCAAACAACAAAGCCAGUGAUAAGCCGAACAGCCUCUCGCUACUGGGUUCAUAUUCUGGUAGUGAAGAGGAUAGUAAUUAAUAAAUGACGAACAAUGCUAAUAACGGAUAAUCAUGGUUUUAUUUAUAAAAAUUGUAAUACAGAAUAAAUUUACCUAAUAGAUAUAU
This is a messenger RNA of Phymastichus coffea, 1209 nucleotides long. RefSeq names its product splicing factor YJU2. The transcript has 2 exons. Lineage: Eukaryota; Metazoa; Arthropoda; Insecta; Hymenoptera; Eulophidae. The coding region runs from base 152 to 1123 and encodes 323 amino acids. Gene Ontology annotation, biological process: mRNA splicing, via spliceosome. The record is from RefSeq and is a predicted model, not a curated record. Gene Ontology annotation, cellular component: U2-type catalytic step 1 spliceosome.